Molecule: messenger RNA, 2734 nt
Organism: Sycon ciliatum
Lineage: Eukaryota; Metazoa; Porifera; Calcarea; Leucosolenida; Sycettidae
Product: roundabout homolog 1-like
Exons: 4
Coding region: 671-1975 (434 amino acids)
Biological process (GO): homophilic cell-cell adhesion; synapse organization
Cellular component (GO): neuronal cell body; plasma membrane; axon
Molecular function (GO): axon guidance receptor activity
Source: RefSeq, a predicted model, not a curated record
GGUGUACAGAUACAAAUUACCUGUAUUCAAUCAAAGUACUUUUGUGGUGUUGAAGUGGUCAGGAAAGGGAAGGAGUACUGCAUCGAUUGGAGUCAGUGUGUGCGCGCGUGGUGACAGUCCGCAAACGAAUCCACUUGCCAGACUUCUGCACGAGUUAUUCGCCUAUUUUCAGCCUUCUCCCUUUCUCUCUCUCUCGCUUGAUCUCCGGCCGAUCAGCAGCACCGGGCAUUUAAGACGAAGAGAGAAGUACAAGAACGGUAGUCGUGAUUCAGUCCCCACUACGGUUGCUGCUAUUGCUGCUGGUACUGGUGCUAGUAUUCAUGCGCUGAUUGCUGUGUGGCACGCAUGCACGCUUGCAGCCGGAACUUCCUGCGAUACUGACUUGCAAGCGCUGGACGAGAGAUUGCACUACACUAUUGUGUAGUAUUGUGCACGGAGAGCGCUAUCCUUUCAUCCGACCCGCGUGUGGAUCUCUGCAGUCCACGACCACACUGUCGCUGGCUGACUGGCAAUUUUGUACGUAUGACGGAGUGAGCUGGAACAUUUGGGAGAUCUGUCCUCCAGAGACAUUCUCAGUCCGCAGUAUAGUGUGCUCCGCGACAGUAGGUGGAUUGUGAGCUGAGUGACAGGGCUGCACUACUUUGCUAAUCCAUCUCAGCAUCUAGACGAUAUGGCUGCAGAGAGACUACUCCUUGUAUGGUUGAUGGGUAGUUGGUGCUUAUGCCGUGGCGUAUACGCGAACACAGUAGAGCGGCCGCGACAAGAGCCUAUUGGUCAUGGGGGAGCGAGAGCGUCCAAUCGUAUUCCCCCAAACCACGAAGAGCCGCCUGCAGGACGAGGGAAUCAGCAGCAGCUGUUGGCUUCACGGACUGACACUGCUUCGGACGUAUCUGGUGUGACGGUGUCAGCCACGACGACGGCACCCAGCGCUGAUGACAGGAUGAUGGACAGAGCUCCAGACAGAGCCGGUGAAAGAUCGGGACAGCAGGCUCACGCCUUUCCGCCGGCAUGUGCUCCUCGACCGCACUCUCCGCCUGCAGCGUAUACUGUCCAGGCGGCCAAGGCGGGCCGGCGCAUCACACUGCGCUGCAAUCUGGGUGUUCGGCAGGACGCCGUGCAGUGGUAUAUCGGUGGUGAGCGCCUGGAGGAUCGCUUCAGCAACAAAAUCCUGAGACCGAUUGGAGGUCGUCGCGGACCGAUCGCCUACGGAGAGUUCGACCUGCUACGGAACGGAAAUCUCAGGGUUCGCCGUCUGACCAGUGGCCACGAGGGGCUCUACCAUUGCACGCCAAAGACUCCCUCAAGAAGCAGCAGACUAAGCAAUGCUUCGGAAUGUAGAACCAUCCUCCUGAGAUUACAAGCUCCGCCGCGUCCCCUGAGAGAGAUGUACCGAAGGCGGGUGCUUGUCAGCGGGAAAACAUCCAUCGUCGCUUGCAAGAUACGCGGCUACCCGAAGCCGCAGAUCCGGUGGGCGAGGGACGGCGCCGUUAUCGACGGCGGCAAUCCACGCUACUCGUAUCUGUCCGACGGAUCCCUGGUGAUACGACACACGUCGCAGGUUGACGCUGGUCACUUCGUGUGCAUGGCUGAGAACCCGCUGGGCAAGAGGAACAUCAGUGUUCAGGUCUCCAUUGUUGGCCAGCCUCACAUGGAAUCUCCCAUUAUCAUCAAGGCGCCCCGUAACCGCAAAGCCAGGCCCGGCGGCAGCGUAACGCUGACGUGCAGUGCCGUCGGCAGUAGCCUGCUGGAGAUCAACUGGGAGUUCCUCGGCCAGAACCUGUCAUCGCAGCCACUCAGACUGCGCCACCGUCAGCUGCAGAAUCCACACGACGGCAACGGCCUACUCACAGUUGUCAGCGAGCUGGUCAUAUCUUCGGUUUCGAUUAACGAUGUGGGCCGCUACAGAUGCAUAGCGUCAAAUCUCAGUGGCUGGACAUCGGCAUCUGGAGAGCUCGCCCUGAACACGCAGAGAUAGAACACUAUAUCACAAUCAGCGCCCGUGCGGUUAGUCAUAGACCUAUCAAAUUGCCUGAACGGGCGUUCGAGACUUCAAGCAUGCAUUAUUGCAACACUAUUUUGAUCACGGCAUUUCGGUGCGGAACUUGAGAGAGCAAUGAGAGAACUUGAGAGCUAGCGUGUGUCAUGUGAUGAUGAGCAAACUGAAUCAUUUUAUCAUUGCAAUCAUGCAUUUAGAAAUCACUUCUGCAGUAUUGAGACCGUCCUGCAAGAUGAAGAUACCUAUCGAAUAUCCUUGUCUUCGGCGUAUUGUCUCUAAUAAGAAAAUGAAAAGCAACUAUUGUCUCUAUACAAGUGGCGCUUACCAAAUCCAUAUCAGCCUUUUCAUCAAGCUGAAAUGAGCAUCAUUGGGAAUAACAUGAGAGUAUAGGCGGUAUGUGCCGCUAUACCAUUUCAAUUGUGCUUUUUCUUCACACCCGCUUUGUUUAUCAUGCCUUUUCAAUUGUAGUCGUGCGCAAAUCAUAUAUUCUUGACGCCCACCUCACAACGGAAUCACCUUGGAAACGCAAUCGUGUAUCUGCUAUACUUUCACAAUUCAACCAUGAGCGCUAUUAUUCUAUCACCAAAUUAAAGUUGAGAUGCUGGCUGCUGAGCUAAGCCGCAGAUAGCCUUCAGUGUUAUCACUUCUUGACAUCAAUCCCACUAACCAAUACAUACACAGUGUGCAUCAGUCACGUCAAGUUCACUGGGAAAAACUAAAAUGUCACAAUGAUCAUGU